Messenger RNA from Gastrolobium bilobum, 3778 nucleotides. RefSeq names its product vacuolar protein-sorting-associated protein 11 homolog. Gene Ontology annotation, cellular component: HOPS complex; endosome. NCBI's taxonomy places the organism in Eukaryota, Viridiplantae, Streptophyta, Magnoliopsida, Fabales, Fabaceae. Gene Ontology annotation, biological process: intracellular protein transport; organelle fusion; endosome organization. The coding region runs from base 318 to 3236 and encodes 972 amino acids. Gene Ontology annotation, molecular function: protein binding; protein-macromolecule adaptor activity. The transcript is spliced from 5 exons. The record is from RefSeq and is a predicted model, not a curated record.
AAUAUUCUCUUUUUCAUCAAGUCUUUUAGUUUUCUUUAACCCUUUCAGAGUCAAGAUUUCUCUAUGAAAAAUAUGAAUAGGAGUUUGAAGAAGGGGAAGGAGUCCUCGACCCCCAACAGAUAGAGGAGAAUUUAUUGAAUCACAUAGUUUGGGAAAAGAUGGAAGGGUCACUUCCCACGUGAGAAAAUGUUUUCCAUUUUUUAAAGCAUAUAAUAUCCUGCUAUGAUUCUGGAGCGUUUGUAAGGUUGCACGGUGGUUUUGGAGACCCGUUUGGGGAACAACCUACGAAUCCGAUCGAUCGAUCGAUCGACCGUGUGAUGUAUCAGUGGAGGAAGUUCGAGUUUUUUGAGGACAAGUACGCUGCAAAAUGCGACAUUCCCGAGGAUGAGGAUGAUGAUGUUGAUGAUGAUGUCAACAACAAGAAGAAGAAGAAGACGGAGAAGAAGAUCGAGUGUUGUUCCAGUGGCAGAGGCAAGGUGGUGACUGGCUUCGAUGAUGGUACAGUUUGCUUGCUCGAUCGAGGCCUCAAGUUCAAUUUUGCAUUUCAACCUCACUCUUCUUCUGUUCUCUUUCUUCAGCAGCUCAAGCAACGCAACUUCCUAGUAACUAUUGGGGAAGAUGAACAGCUUAGUCCCCAGCAAUCAGCUUUGUGCCUGAAGGUUUUUGACCUUGAUAAGAUGCAAUCUGAGAGUUCGAGCAAGGCGAGUCCUGAUUGUGUUGGGAUAUUGCGUAUAUUCACUAAUCAGUUUCCUGAGGCAAAGAUUACAUCUUUUUUAGUCUUAGAAGAAGUACCACCUAUACUACUCAUAGCUAUUGGCUUAGACAAUGGUUCUAUUUAUUGCAUUAAAGGAGACAUUGCACGGGAGCGAAUCACCCGUUUCAAGCUUCAGGUGGAAAACCAUUUGGACAAAGCUCUUUCCUCCAUAACUGGUCUUGGGUUUAGGGUGGAUGGUCAAUCGUUACUGUUAUUUGCUGUAACUCCAAAUUCUGUAAGCUUGUUCUCAUUGCAUGAUCAACCACCAAGAAGGCAAACCCUUGAUCAGAUUGGAUGUGGUAUAAACAGCGUUGCAAUGAGUGACCGCUCGGAGUUCAUAAUUGGUCGACCAGAGGCAGUAUAUUUUUAUGAAGUUGAUGGGCGUGGUCCGUGUUGGGCUUUUGAGGGAGAGAAGAAAUUGCUAGGAUGGUUUCGCGGAUACCUUUUGUGUGUCAUUGCAGACCAAAGAACAGGAAAACACACUUUCAACAUCUAUGACCUGAAGAAUCGUUUAAUAGCCCACAGUGUGUUGGUUAAAGAAGUUUCUCAUAUGCUCUAUGAAUGGGGUAACAUCAUACUCAUUAUGACUGACAAAUCAGCUUUAUGUAUUGGGGAAAAGGAUAUGGAAAGCAAGUUAGAUAUGUUAUUUAAGAAAAACCUAUAUAAUGUAGCAAUUAAUCUUGUUCAGACUCAGCAAGCAGAUGCUGCAGCUACUGCUGAAGUGCUAAGAAAAUAUGGCGAUCAUCUUUAUAGCAAGCAAGACUACGAUGAGGCAAUGGCUCAGUACAUUCUUACCAUUGGUCACCUUGAACCUUCGUAUGUGAUACAGAAGUUUUUGGAUGCUCAAAGAAUCUACAACCUUACAAAUUACUUGGAAAGGCUACAUGAGAAGGGUCUUGCUUCUAAAGAUCACACCACACUUCUAUUAAACUGUUACACCAAAUUGAAAGAUGUUGAAAAGUUAAAUCUAUUUAUUAAAAGCGAUGACAGCAUUGGGGAACUUAAGUUCGAUGUGGAAACAGCAAUCAGGGUUUGCCGUGCCGCCAAUUACCAUGAGCACGCAAUGUAUGUUGCAAAGAAGGCAGGGAGGCAUGAAUGGUACUUGAAGAUCUUGCUUGAAGAUCUUGGUAGUUAUGAAGAGGCCUUGGAAUAUAUUUCAAGUCUUGAAUCAAGUCAGGCAGGGAUGACAAUAAAGGAGUAUGGUAAAAUUCUAAUAGAGCACAAGCCAGUGGAGACAAUUCAGAUUCUCAUAAGGCUUUGCACAGAGGAUGGUAACAAAAGAGGAGAUUCAAAUGGUGUGUAUGUAUCAAUGUUGCCAUCUCCUGUUGAUUUUCUUAGCAUCUUCAUCCAUCAUCCCGAGUCCCUUAUGGAUUUUCUUGAAAAAUAUACCAAUAAGGUCAAGGACUCACCUGCUCAAGUGGAGAUUCACAAUACCCUCUUAGAAUUGUAUAUAUCCAAUGAAUUGAACUUUCCUUCAAUUUCUCAAGUUAGUGAGGAUGGAGAUUACCUUAAUUUGGCAUCAGCAAAAACUAUGAUUUUAAGUGCUCAGUCCAACGGAACCACUGCUGAUCACAAAAGUUCAGAAGAGGGAAGGAACCGUCUUGAAAGGCGUGAAAAGGGUCUACGCUUACUUAAGAAUGCAUGGCCUCCAGAAACGGAACAUCCACAGUAUGAUGUUGAUUUAGCUAUUAUACUGUGUGAAAUGAAUGCAUUCAAAGAUGGGCUUUUGUAUUUGUAUGAAAAGAUGAAACUCUAUAAAGAAGUGAUUGCUUGCUUUAUGCAAACACAUGAUCAUGAGGGGUUGAUUGCAUGCUGCAAAAGGCUGGGGGAUUCAGUUAAAGGAGGGGAUCCAUCUCUUUGGGCAGAUGUAUUGAAAUAUUUUGGUGAGCUAGGAGAAGAUUGUUCCAAAGAAGUAAAAGAAGUUUUGACUUAUAUUGAGAGGGAUGAUAUUUUGCCCCCCAUUAUUGUCCUUCAAACUCUUUCCAGAAAUCCAUGCCUCACACUUUCUGUGAUCAAGGAUUACAUUGCUCGAAAGCUUGAGCAGGAAUCAAAGAUGAUUGAGGUGGACCGACAAGCUAUAGAAAAAUAUCAGGAAGAUACACUGGCAAUGAGAAAAGAGAUUCAAGAUCUUAGGACAAAUGCUAGAAUUUUUCAGCUUAGCAAGUGCACUGCAUGCACUUUCACCCUUGAUCUACCGGCUGUGCACUUCAUGUGCAUGCACUCAUUCCAUUUGCGCUGCCUUGGCGAUAAUGAAAAAGAAUGCCCUGAGUGUGCUCCUGAAUAUAGGUCUGUCUUAGAAAUGAAAAGAAAUUUGGAGCAAAAUUCUAAGGAUCAGGACAGGUUUUUCCAGCAGGUCAAGAACUCUAAAGAUGGGUUUUCUGUCAUUGCUGAAUAUUUUGGGAAGGGUAUCAUCAGCAAAACAAGUAAUGGAUCCGCGUCUGGUCUGAGAUCUGGGAAUGCAUCAUCCAGUAGUGGCUUCUAAGGUUAAUGAUUUUAUGCCGCUUCCUUUCAACACUUUUCUCCAUUCAACACUAAACAAGUUGGGCUCUGGAUAAUGGAUGGAAUUGAUUAUUUGACUUCUCCAUUAGUGCUUGCUGUCCAGCCUCCAUAUUCUGGAUCACAAGGUUCAUAUUUUCCAUAUUGUGCUGGCUGUUAAGAUUUACUCAGGAGUGGCUCAUUCAUGAAGGGAAGUCCCAGAAUGGUCUUUUGAUGUUAUGGCAGAAUGUUGAGCUUUUUGGGAGGAUUUGAAGUUGCUGGUUGUAUGAACCUGAAAAGAAUAAUUUCGUGACAGCCUCUUCUUGGUGGAAAUAUUGGACAAAUACUUUUGGCAAUGUGAGGCUUUUAGGUAUGAAUUCAAGUGAUACCUUUUUUUUUCUUUUUCUUUUCGGUGUGUAAAAUUAUGGCAGAUUGAGAUCAUGCAGACGAGAAUUUUAUUUUUACAUAUAAAUGUUUAAUUUAUGUGAAGGCCAUGAGAAAUAGUAACAAUAUGGCUUCUGUCUGUUUUAACCAAUAGCCAUUGAUUUU